Mugil cephalus (flathead mullet) is the source of this 1545-nucleotide messenger RNA. Its product is annotated as gonadotropin subunit beta-1-like. The transcript has 5 exons. Gene Ontology annotation, molecular function: hormone activity. Bases 1113 to 1481 code for a protein of 122 amino acids. Gene Ontology annotation, biological process: ovulation; G protein-coupled receptor signaling pathway. Lineage: Eukaryota; Metazoa; Chordata; Actinopteri; Mugiliformes; Mugilidae. The record is from RefSeq and is a predicted model, not a curated record. Gene Ontology annotation, cellular component: cytoplasm; extracellular region.
AUAUUUAAUAGGCCAAAUAGUAGUUUUUAAUACAUAUAUGCUUUAAGCUAAUUUGACCAAGUUUGACUACUUUAUUAAAUCUAUUUUUAUGUGUAUAUUUUUUAUAUUAUAACAACCUGUCACCAGACUACUUUGUCCUAAACAGAGAUUUAAUUAAUAAAGUAAUUAAAGUAUUUUUCCGAGUUGCACCUGUUUCCGGAUCUAAACAAAGAUGGCCGCCAACGGCUACAGGAAGCAGGAGCAAACCGUCACAAUUUGGGGAAAUGGAUUAAAAGUCUUUAUUAUCAUCCACUAGACGCGAGUUGUUUUCAGCCGGAUUGUUAAAAGUGUCGCUGAGGAUUUCUGGAAACGCUUUCAGUACUGCGGUUCUAUUUUUAUGACUGCAAUAUCUAUCUGAAAGUUUACACAGCGUACAGGUAAGUCCUGUGAAAGGCUCUUAAUGAAUUUAUUCAUAUCUAGUUUUACAAUACACAUCUUUUCUGGGUGUGAUUCCCACUACAGACAUACUCCACGCCAACGCUAAAAUAACCACAGACUCCUAAUGUAGCUUGAGUCUUGAAACUGGUUAAAUUCAGCAUUUUUCUAAAAACCUUGUCAGUCAUUUUUUUUGUUUUGUUUUUGUUUUUUAAAUUACUUACUAAUCAAAGACACGUCCAUGGUGGAAAUCACCAGUUAGACUUUUUUAUUUAUUGUCAUACAAGCUAUACACCAACAGUUUACAUUAGAAAUUAAAUUACUUAUCAAUGACUCCCCACAGUAAUUAUACCUGGUAAUAAAUUAAUAUUCUGCACACUGUAACAUUCAUUAAUUAUACAAUAUUCCUCUGUGUCCUUGUAGGGGCGGAACCGUGGUGUGAUGAUGCUUCACAACAACAAAGGGUCUGGGUUUGAAGCUUUUCUGUGUGGAGUACUUGCGGGUUUUUACUCCAGCUUCCUCCCGCUGCCCAAAGACAAGCUCGUUAGGUGAACUGGCGAUUCUAAAUUGACCGUCCCGUCACGCUCCUCCUCAGCGUAGGACGGACGGCCUUGAGCCACAGGCUUUCUCUGAGCCGCUGAAAGAUGAGGGAUUUGCAUUAAAGUCUAAACAGACGUCUGCGCUGCACCCGGCAGAGGAUGCGGCUGGUUGUCAUGGCAGCAGCGCUCGCAGUGGCGGGGGCGUGGCAGUGGCAGAGCUGCGGCUUCAGCGGCUGCCGUCCCACCAACACCAGCAUCACCGUGGAGAGCUGUGGCAUCCAGGAGCGCAUCUACACCACCGCAUGUGAAGGAAACUGCCACUACAGGGAUUUCUCCUUCAUCGGUGAUGAUGAGACUAAGCAGAAAGUCUGCAAUGGGGACUGGUCCUACGAGGUGAAGUACAUUAAAGGAUGCCCGGUGGGCGUCGCCUACCCCGUGGCCACAAACUGCUACUGUGAUACAUGCGACGAGGAUAAGACGUACUGCGAGGGCUUCUCUACAGAAAAACCCAGCUGUUUGCCCUAUUAAAUCCCCCUCCCACAAUUUCAUCCUGCUAGUGCAUGGCCGCUAAAAUAAACAGGUAUCGCAAACA